AUGCCUCUCGCAAUCCAAGCCAUCUUCGUCGCUCUUCUCUUCUCUUCCAUUGCUUCAGCAGCUAUCGUCGAACAUGUUUUCCACGUAAAAAACGUUUUGGUGAAACCGCUGUGUAAGGAGCAAAUGAUACCAGCCGUUAAUGGAAGUCUUCCCGGUCCAACGAUAAACGUUAGAGAAGGCGACACUCUUGUGGUUAAUGUUAUCAACAACUCAACUUACAAUAUAACUAUCCACUGGCACGGAGUGUUUCAGUUGAAGAGCUCAUGGAUGGACGGAGCGAAUAUGAUAACUCAAUGUCCGAUUCAACCAAGUAAUAACUUCACGUAUCGAUUUGAUAUCACCGGACAAGAAGGUACAUUGUUAUGGCACGCGCAUGUUGUUAAUCUGCGAGCCACUCUUCAUGGGGCUCUCAUCAUCCGUCCUCGAUCUGGACGUCCUUACCCUUUUCCUAAACCCUAUAAGGAAGUUCCUCUUAUUUUUGAACAAUGGUGGGACACAGAUAUUGGACUUCUUAAUUUACGGCCAGCUCCCAUUUCCGAUGCUUACCUCAUCAAUGGCCUCGCUGGAGAUUCAUAUCCUUGCUCCAAGAACAGAAUGUUCAAACUCAAGGUAGUAGAAGGAAAAACAUACUUGCUAAGGAUCAUAAAUGCGGCGCUCAACACUCACCUCUUCUUCAAAAUAGCCAAUCAUAACGUGACAGUUGUCGCUGUAGAUGCUGUCUACACGACACCUUACGUCAGCGAUGUGAUGGUCUUGACGCCGGGACAAACCGUCGACGCACUUCUAACCGCCGAUCAGCCCAUCGGAAUGUACUACAUGUCCAUAAGCCCUUACACUAGCGCCAAUACCUUUAUACCGGUCCCCGCCAACAAUUCCAUCAGAGGCUUAAUCGUCUACGAAGGUGCCACGUCGACAACAUCCCCGACGGUGGCGUUGAUGCCUACAGGGAUGGAUGCAGUAUCCACCGCUCAUAGGUUCUCCUCGAACAUCACCAGCCUCGUUGGUGGACCCCAUUGGACGCCAGUGCCUCGCCACGUGGACGAGAAGAUGUUCGUAACGAUGGGGCUUGGUUUAGACCCAUGCCCUUUGGGAACCAAGUGUAUUGGUCCGUUAGGUCAACGGUACGCUGGUUCUCUCAAUAACCGUACUUUUGUGAUCCCGGGCACGAUUUCUCUUCAAGAAGCUUAUUUCUACAACAUUCGUGGAGUAUACACCAAUGAUUUUCCCGGCCAACCACCGCUCAAAUUUGACUACACAAAGUUCAAAGUUCGUGAUGAUUCUGACUACAAAAUGAUGUUUCCAGAGAGAAAGACUAGCGUCAAGACACUUAGAUUUAAUUCAACUGUCGAGAUCAUUGUGCAGAACACGGCUAUGAUCAGCGCAGAGAGCCAUCCCAUGCACCUUCACGGCUUCAAUUUUUAUGUGUUGGGUUAUGGAUUUGGUAACUAUGAUACAAUCCGAGAUGCAAGAAAGCUAAAUUUAGUUAAUCCGCAAAUGCACAAUACAGUCGGUGUACCACCAGGUGGAUGGGUUGUCCUCAGAUUUAUCGCCAAUAAUCCUGGUGCAUGGAUGUUCCAUUGUCACAUGGAUGCACAUUUACCAUACGGAAUUAUAAUGGCUUUCAUAGUUCAAAAUGGGCCAACUCCGGAAACGAGCCUACCUCCUCCGCCGUCGAAUCUUCCACAAUGCACUCGAGAUCCGACCAUAUAUGAAUCUCCAACAACAGACGUUGAUCUGCCUUACUAG
Messenger RNA from Eutrema salsugineum, 1746 nucleotides. RefSeq names its product laccase-8. The coding region runs from base 1 to 1746 and encodes 581 amino acids. Gene Ontology annotation, biological process: lignin catabolic process. The transcript has 7 exons. The record is from RefSeq and is a predicted model, not a curated record. Gene Ontology annotation, cellular component: apoplast. Gene Ontology annotation, molecular function: copper ion binding; hydroquinone:oxygen oxidoreductase activity. NCBI's taxonomy places the organism in Eukaryota, Viridiplantae, Streptophyta, Magnoliopsida, Brassicales, Brassicaceae.